Messenger RNA from Racocetra persica, 207 nucleotides. NCBI's taxonomy places the organism in Eukaryota, Fungi, Glomeromycota, Glomeromycetes, Diversisporales, Gigasporaceae. The record is from the annotation of a GenBank genome assembly.
GACAAUGAUAAGCAAAAGGGUUCUGAUGAAUGUUUUGUGAAGCUCACCAAUGAUAAAUCGAAAAGUAAUAUGGAAUAUUUGUUGAUAGAAUUGAUUAAAGGAGAACAAGAUGUAGGCGAUGUAAGGAAUUUAGGAAAAAGGAAACACGACAAUCAGAUAAUAGGUGAGAAAUCUAAUAAAAGAGAAAAAUCACGGGAGGUAUUUGAA